AUGUGUGCCUUGGCUGAACUAACCUACAAAGAUCUCAUCAUCUAUUGGACAGAUGGCCAAUCACCCACGGUUGCUAUUAACUUCAAUCAGUUAUACGUUUCUUGUGCUCCCAACUCACUUCUGAGAUCUCUACCCGUCGGAUCUCUUGGCAUGGCCAGCCUUUCCCAAUCCCCUCUCUCUCUUACUACACAGUUCUCUUCUCAAGUGAAAAAGAAGUUCUCUAUUUGCCUGCCCAGCACCACUACAGCGCCUGGUGUUCUCUUCUUUGGAGAAGGUCCCUUUUAUAUGCUACCUCCAACACCGUUCGAUGUGACUACCAUUCUCUCCUACACACCGUUGAUCACGAAUCUGACAUCCCUCGGCUAUUACAUCGGUCUCGCCGGUAUAUCCAUCGACGGGAAAAGGAUUCGGGUUCCAAACAAGGUGUUUGAGUUGGACGAACACGGCGGCCGCGGUGGAGUGAAGCUGGAUACGGUGGUGCCUUACACAACACUCAGGACACACAUCUAUGAAAUUUUUGUAGAGGACUUUUCCAAGGCUACCGAGACGUUCACACGUGUGAAGAGUGUGGAGCCAUUUGAUACAUGUUUCAAUUCCACUGAUCUUGGAUACACACGAGUGGGAUAUCGUGUUCCUCAGAUAGAUCUGGAGCUUUCAAAUGGGAAGAACUGGACAAUAUUUGGGGUCAACUCGAUGAAGCAAGUGAGUAAUGACGUGGCAUGCCUUGCGUUUGUGGAUGGUGGGGAAAUGGCUGAUCAAGCGGUGGUGAUUGGGUCGUUCCAGAUGGAGGAUAAUUUCUUAAUGUUUGACCUUGUGGAGUCAAAGCUAGGGUUUAGCUCUACAUUGUAUUUCAUUAGGACCACAUGUGGUAACUUCAAUUUCACCACUUCCAAUUGA
Telopea speciosissima is the source of this 897-nucleotide messenger RNA. Its product is annotated as chitinase CLP. Gene Ontology annotation, molecular function: aspartic-type endopeptidase activity. The transcript has a single exon. Bases 1 to 897 code for a protein of 298 amino acids. NCBI's taxonomy places the organism in Eukaryota, Viridiplantae, Streptophyta, Magnoliopsida, Proteales, Proteaceae. Gene Ontology annotation, biological process: proteolysis. The record is from RefSeq and is a predicted model, not a curated record.